Molecule: messenger RNA, 1473 nt
Organism: Dendroctonus ponderosae (mountain pine beetle)
Lineage: Eukaryota; Metazoa; Arthropoda; Insecta; Coleoptera; Curculionidae
Gene: CstF50
Product: cleavage stimulation factor subunit 1
Exons: 7
Coding region: 112-1437 (441 amino acids)
Biological process (GO): mRNA 3'-end processing
Cellular component (GO): mRNA cleavage stimulating factor complex
Molecular function (GO): RNA binding; protein binding
Source: RefSeq, a predicted model, not a curated record
UUUUAUAUAUCUAACCUUGAUAAUGGUUUGUUUAAAAGCGUUGUCAACAUCAAUAGCAGAUCAACAGAACAGAAACUCUGAUUAGUUUUUCCUUCCAGGAUAUUUAAUAAAAUGACCAACUCUAGCAACAUGUUUCUAAGCGAAGACGACCCAGAUCCGAACAAUCUGAUUAAAAGUCGAGAAUUUUUGUACAGACUGAUCAUAAGCCAGCUGUUUUAUGAUGGCCAUCAGCAGCUUGGACAAAGUCUGGCUCAAGCAGUGCAAGCAGAGCCUGCCUGUGCUCCAAGCGACAGGUUAUUUAGGAUAACAUUAGCUGGGUUGGAACAUGAACCCGACAGGAAAAGCAGACCGCCAACUAUUGGAAUCGGAAAUAAUACCAUUGGACCAGGGCUUGAUUUGGAAUUUGAAACGGACUCUAGCACACUUGCGCCAGAACCAGCGCUUUAUGAAACGGCUUACGUUACUUCACAUAAGGGUAACUGCAGGGCUGGUUGCUUCUCUGCAGACGGGCAACUAAUUGCAACUGGAAGUGUGGAUGCCAGCAUCAAAAUCCUAGAUGUAGACAGAAUGUUGGCGAAAUCAGCCCCUGAUGAAUUGGACCCAUCCAGGGCCAUUGAGCAACAAGGACACCCAGUUAUCAGAACAUUGUAUGACCAUAUGGAGGAAGUCACCUGCCUAGAAUUUCACCCAAAGGAAACAAUACUCUGUUCAGGAUCGAAAGACCACAGCAUCAAGUUGUUUGAUAUAUCUAAGGCCAGUGUGAAGAAGGCAUUCAAAACCAUAUCGGAAGCUGAACCGGUUAAAUGGUUCUCAUUUCACCCCAGUGGAGAUCACUUAAUCGUUGCUACAACCCAUCCAGUAAUCCGAAUGUAUGAUGUGAAUACUCUGCAAUGUUAUGUCUGCCCUUUUCCCAAUCAACAACACACUCAAACAGUCACUUAUCUUAAAUGGUCUCCUGAUGCAAAGUGCUUCGCCAGUUGCAGCAAGGAUGGAACCGUCAAGAUAUGGGAUGGAGUUUCAAAUAGAUGUGUUAAUACCUUUGUAAAAGCUCAUGAUGGUUUUGAAGUAUGCUCAGUGUCUUUUUCACGCAACGGCAAAUAUCUGCUAUCGUCUGGAAAAAAUUCAAUAUGUAAGCUGUGGGAACUCUCGACCAGUCGGUGCCUGAUUGCCUACACUGGAGCAGGCACAACUGGGAAACAGGAAUAUGAGGCUCAAGCAGUGUUUAAUCAUACUGAAGACUAUGUGCUAUUCCCUGACGAAGCGACCACAUCCCUAUGCGCUUGGAAUUCCAGGAAUGCAUCCAGGAAGCAACUGAUGUCUUUAGGGCAUAAUGGAGCAGUUAGACUGAUCGCCCAUUCGCCCAGUCAGGCUGCAUUCUUGACUUGUUCUGAUGAUUUCCGCGCUAGAUUUUGGUAUAGAAGAACCCCAACAUUGUAAACUUCGUUUCUGAAUAAUAAAAGUAAAAAUGAUCAA